Messenger RNA from Hemicordylus capensis (graceful crag lizard), 5136 nucleotides. It is a transcript of the gene PRMT9, whose product is annotated as protein arginine methyltransferase 9. Gene Ontology annotation, molecular function: protein-arginine omega-N monomethyltransferase activity; protein binding. Gene Ontology annotation, biological process: peptidyl-arginine methylation. NCBI's taxonomy places the organism in Eukaryota, Metazoa, Chordata, Lepidosauria, Squamata, Cordylidae. The coding region runs from base 2200 to 4713 and encodes 837 amino acids. The record is from RefSeq and is a predicted model, not a curated record. The transcript is spliced from 13 exons.
ACAUUCUAUAAAACAAUGCGAGAGUCUUCUGCCUGCGAAGUGUUGUAAUUGUGGCAGUGCCCAUACCCCGGGAUAUCGAGGCUGUGUGGUUUCUAAGCAGGCCUGGGAGGUCCAGGCGCUUAGGAUAGAGCAUGACAUCUCUUAUUCAGCUGCUGUUAAGCGACAUAGGGAGGCUGGUGAGGUGCUGAAGGGAGUUGGGGGUCCUCCGCCACCUUCUUCCUCUUUUCCUUCCCACUCUGUGGUGCUGGAUGGAGGGGCAGCUUGCCGUUUCCCCGCCAAAGAGAAGUUUUUGGCAUUUAUGGUAGAGGUAAUAAAUUGCACUGCCCAGACUGAACGGCGUUCUGAGAAGUUAGCAAUAAUAUUGAAGGCAGCUGAAAAGUAUUUAGGUAUGGGUUCUGUGACAGCUGGCCAGAUAUGUGCAGAGCUGGGUCACUCUGUAUCCUAGGUUGCGGUCUCUGUCUAUUUUCAGUUGGAACGCUCACAGCCUUUGCGCUCACGGCCAAGAAUUGAAGUAUGUUUUAUCGACUAGUUCAUUUCCUCCUUUGGUUGUUUGCAUUCAGGAAACUUGGUUGGCCCCUUCCUUGGCCUUCCGAUUGUCUGGCUACGAUUUUUUACGCAAAGUCCGGACUGAGGGACGAGGAGGUGGUGUAGCUUUGGGUAUUUUAGAAGGUUUGAACUAUUUGGAAGUUGAUGUUAGGACCGAGGAGAUUGAGGUUUUGGCUAUCGAAAUUCCGCUGGUAGGAUUGUCAGUGCCGGUUAGGAUAGUAAAUAUAUAUAACCUGUGCCGGCUUAUUUCUAGGGAAUUAUUGGAGACACUGCUUGAUGGUGUUCAGGGUCCGGUUAUUUUUUGUGGGGAUUUUAAUAGUCAUAAUCCUCUGUGGGGCAAUUCUAGACUUGAUUCUAAUGGAAAGGUUUUGGAGGCGUUCUGUGCUGACCAUAGUUUUGUGAUUCUUAAUGAUGACAUUCCGACCAGGUUUGAUUCUAGUUCUGGACAGAUGUCUUUUUUGGAUUUGGGAAUAGUUUCUAGCUCAAUAGCUGGGAAAUGUUCUUGGGAAGUUCUAUCUGAUCUUCAUAUGGGAAGCAACCAUCUUCCUACCUUAUUGCAGUUUGGAGAGCAGGGGCUUUUUGAGCAGUGCUCCUUGGGCCUUCGUUGGAAUUAUACGAAGGCUGACUGGAAUCUGUUCCAGACCUCCUGUACACAGGAGUUGGCGUUGGCCCCAGCCUCAGCUCCAGUAGAGGAGCUCGCUGACAUUGUUUCGUCUGGUGUCUUUAGGGCAGCCUCUCUUGCUGUUCCCAGAUCUGGAGCUCAGGGUACAUCCCGUCGUUUGGUCCCCUGGUGGUCAGAAGAUUGUAAACUGGCUGUCCAAGCACGGAAUCGUGCUUUUAGGAAAGCUAAACAUACUAUGUCUGGGGCUGAUCUGCUUGUAUACAAGCGUUUGAGGGCUAAAGUGAAGUUGGUUGUUCGGUCGGCGAAGAGGAAGAGCUGGAGGUCCUAUUGUGACAGGUUGUCAGUAGACGUUCCUGUUGGGAACGUCUUUAGGCAGAUUCGGAAGAUGAAUGGGGUUUAUCCAAAGAUGAGAGGUGUUCCUGCUUUGGUGUUGGCCGAUGGCUCUGUUUCUGUUUCGGAUGUGGAAAAGGCCGAAACGCUUGCUGAUUUAUUUCAACAAGUUGGUAGCUCGGAAAAUAGGCCGGCUUCCUUUGUGCAACGUCAGGCGGCCUUCUUGGAAAGUAACAGGACAGUUUUUGACGUGUCUGCUCCUUAUUUGGAAUGCGAGCUUGAUGCAUUUUUUUCUCAUUGGGAGCUUCGUAGGGCUAUAUGUCUAGGGAGGCGGUCGGCCCCCGGUGAGGAUGGCAUCAGUUAUGAAAUUCUUCGACACUUACCUGAGGACUCAGUUCAGCUUUUGUUACGAUUAUAUAACCUGAUUUGGGAGGCGGGUGUUGUUCCACUAUCCUGGAAAGAUGCCAUCAUGGUUCCUAUGAGCAAACCGGGCAAGAAUUUGUCGGAACCAACGUCCUAUCGCCCCAUAGCUUUACUUUCUUGUUUCUGUAAACUCAUGGAACGGAUGAUUAAUGAUCGCCUGAUGUCGUAUCUUGAGAAGAAUAAGUUGCUUACAGACUUUCAGAGCGGCUUUCGGAAGGGUCGUGGCACUUUGGACCAGGAAAACAUCAAAUUGUUCUCUUCAUUAAAAACAAAACAAAAUGCCUAAUAGCAAAUCUCGGCAUAGGCACAAAGUUGGUCAGGAAGCUGGAAGGCGUGAAUUAGUCUCCAGAUCUUUGCAAAGUGCUCAGCAUUGUCUAGAGGAUCAGGACUUUGGAACUGCGUAUGCACACUAUCUCUUAGUACUAAAUCUAGCUCCUGAGCUAAAAAGUGAUGUUAAGGAAACGUUUCAGUUUACCCUUUUAAAGUGGGCAGAAGAACUGGAUUCUCUUGCACGAACUCAAGAUUUAUUUGACUGCUAUGAGCAUGCCCUGGAAUUGUUUCCUAAUGAUGAAGUCAUAUGUAACAGCAUGGGGGAGCAUCUCUUCAGAAUGGGCUUUAGAGAUGAAGCAGCUGCAUAUUUCCAUAAAGCUGUGAAGUUAAACCCUGACUUCCUGGAUGCAAAGGAGAAUUUUUACCGUGUUGCCAACUGGGUGGUAGAACGAUGGCACUUCAUCAUGCUUAAUGACUCCAACAGGAAUUUGCUGUAUCAGAAAGCAAUCCAGAAGGCUGUCCAUUCAGGGUGCGGAAGUGUUCUUGAUAUAGGAACAGGAACAGGAAUUCUCAGCAUGUUUGCCAAAAAGGCUGGAGCAUCUACUGUCUAUGCUUGUGAGUUGUCGAAGACCAUGUAUGAAUUGGCUUGUGAGGUGCUCACUGCGAACCGUUUGGAUGGAGAAAUCAAACUUCUUCACAUGAAGUCUCUUGAUAUAGAAAUCCCAAAGCACAUACCUGCAAGAGUUUCCCUGGUUGUCACUGAAACUGUAGAUUCUGGCUUGUUUGGAGAAGGAAUUGUGGAAAGUUUGAUACAUGCUUGGGAGCACUUGCUUUUACCACCAAAGACUAACGAUGGCGACAUUGGUGCUGAAAACUAUGGUAAAGUUAUACCAGCAGGAGCUACUAUGUGGGGCAUGGCAGUGGAAUGCAAAGAGAUACGUAGACAUCACAGAGUAAGUGGAAAAGAAAUUGCUGGUGUGUGUAUGCCAGAAAAACUCAAGUUCCGUAGUCUAACAUAUGCUUCUGCAAACUCAGAUGAAACUAUUGAACCUUACACCACUGAAAAGCUCAGCAGAAUACCUGGUGGUUACAAGCCCCUCACAGAACACUUUCAAAUCUUGAUGGUUGAUUUUAACAAUUUGCAGGAGCUGAAGAGCUAUUCAACUAGCACAUCAUCCAAGAUCCACGUACCUGUUGUUAAAGAAGGAAUACUAGAUUCCAUUGUGGUCUGGUUUACAUUACAACUUGAUGAUGAACAUACACUUUCUACAAGUCCAAAUGAGGAAACCUGUUGGGAACAGGCAGUCUAUCCUAUACAAGGCCUCCUGGAUUACUCUGUGAAACCUGGAGACUCUAUUAUGAUGGAAGUAGUUUGCCAGGACUGCUAUCUAAGGAUCCAAAACGUUUCCCUUGUGACUUCAGAAUAUGGGAUGGAUGUGGAAAGGAACUUUAAGGAGAAGAACAGUGAGGCGGAGCUCUGCAGUGCUCUGGCCAGCCUUCAGACAGCAAGCACACUAGACAGUGUGGGGCAAGAAUGCAUGCUGGAAUCUACUGAGAUUGCUUUAUUGAACAAUCUGCAAUAUCAUGAAUAUUUUAAAGCUGCAAUAGGGAAAGUGCUGUCUACAUUAAGCCUCCAUGAACAAUCACAGUCAAUGGAUUUAGAUGGCCAGAGUGCUGAGCUGAAUCUUGAAAAGAACCAAAGCAAGAACUCUAUAGCUCCUGAUCCUUUCUAUGUGUUGGAUGUAUCAGAGGGCUUUUCAAUUUUGCCAAUAAUUGCAGGCAAAUUUGGGCCAGUGAAAGCAUAUAGUUCUGUUGAGAAAGAACACCAUCAAAUGGCUCUCAGCCUGAUUUCAGAAGCCAAUAAAUUUCCUAAGGAAACCUUAGAAUUUUGGCUUGGACAUCUACAGGAGGAAAGCCAGGUAUUACAGAGGCCUAAACUGGACAAAUUGUGGAGUAUUAUAAUUUUGGAUGUUAUAGAGACUUCUGGUCUAAUUCAGCAGGAUGUGAUGGAAAAGGCAGCAAUAUCCAGAUGUUUGCUUCACUCUGGAGGAAAGAUAUUCCCACAGUAUGUGAGGAUGUAUGGAAUGCUUGUGGAAUCAAGGUCUUUAGUACUGGAGACUGCAGUUCAGGGAACAGAUCCAACACUUGGUUUCAACAUUGCACCUUUUAUCAACCAAUUCAAGGUACCUGUCCGAGUUUUUUUGGAUCUAUCGACCCUACCAUACGUGCCUUUAAGCAAGUCAGUGGAACUGCUGCGAGUGGAUCUCAUGAAUCCAUAUGUGAAUAGCUCCAGUAAAGAAGUUAAGGUAGAGAUUUGUAAAUCGGGUCAAGUGACUGGUGUUCCAUUUUGGUAUCACGUGCAUUUAGAUGAAGAUAUUGCUUUGGAUACUUCAAGCGAAUCCUCCCACUGGAAACAAGCUGCUGUUGUGUUAGAUAAGCCCAUUCAAGUUCAAGGAGGAGAUGAACUUGUGCUCUGCAUUCAGUAUCACAAAAGCAACAUCAGCAUUACAGUCAAACAGUGACCUACCAUCAACUACAGUUGGGUUUUAGUUUGUUUAAAUGUAGCAAGUCCAAUUUUAGUGAUAUCACUUAAAGUUAAUCAUGUCCCAAGGCAUGAAAUAUUGUGCCACCUUACUUACUCUUUUACGUAUGUUCCAUUGAGUUCAAUGGGGCUUACUCUCAGGUAAGAACAUGCAGAAUUGCAGCCUUCAUCUACUGUACUUGUUUAUUAAGAAGUUUACCAUAAGAAAAAAAUGUAUAAUUUGGCUGAGGCUUCUAAAUAUUUAUUUAGAACUAUGACUUCGUUACAAUGGAUUCCACUCUUCCCCCGCCCCACCAAAAAGAAAUCUUUGCAGGCUGUGAUGAUAAAUAGGCUAAGAUAUCCAUCUUAUUUCAACUCUGUCUUCUGGGAAAUUACUGUACAAUUAAUAAAAUGUUAUUCAUUA